Plasmodium gonderi is the source of this 783-nucleotide messenger RNA. Its product is annotated as proteasome subunit alpha type-6. Gene Ontology annotation, biological process: ubiquitin-dependent protein catabolic process. Gene Ontology annotation, cellular component: cytosol; proteasome core complex, alpha-subunit complex; nucleus. NCBI's taxonomy places the organism in Eukaryota, Apicomplexa, Aconoidasida, Haemosporida, Plasmodiidae. The transcript is spliced from 3 exons. The record is from RefSeq and is a predicted model, not a curated record. Bases 1 to 783 code for a protein of 260 amino acids.
AUGGUGAGACAAUCUCAGAGCAUGUACGAUAGACACUUAACCAUCUUUUCCCCGGAUGGGAACCUUUAUCAAAUUGAAUACGCUAUAAAGGCAGUAAAGAACACCAACAUAACCUCCAUCGGAGUGAAAGGAGAAAACUGUGCUGUUAUCAUUUCGCAAAAAAAAAUGGCAGCUCAAUACAUAUCACAAGACAAACUUUUAGAUUACAAUAAUAUUACAAACAUUUACAACAUAACGGAUGAAAUCGGAUGUUCUAUUGUGGGUAUGCCUGGAGAUUGUCUCAGUAUGGUUUACAAAGCUAGAUCGGAGGCCUCUGAAUAUAUAUAUGCAAAUGGACAUAACGUAAAUGUAGAAACCCUGUGCAGAAAUAUUUGUGACAAAAUUCAGGUCUAUACACAGCAUGCCUAUAUGAGACUUCACGCUUGCAGCGGGAUGAUCAUAGGAAUGGACGAAGAAAACAAACCUGGACUUUUCAAAUUCGAUCCAUCAGGAUUCUGUGCUGGAUAUCGAGCAUGCGUAAUUGGGAAUAAAGAACAAGAAAGCAUAAGCAUACUGGAAAGGUUGCUUGAGAAGAGGAAAAAAAAAAUUCAACAAGAGACAUUAGAAGAAGAUAUACAAAGCACUAUUAUAUUGGCUAUUGAAGCACUGCAAACUAUCUUGGCAUUUGAUUUAAAGGCCAACGAAAUAGAAAUGGCAAUAGUGUCAAAACUGAAUCCCAAUUUCACACAAAUUAGCGAGAAGGAGAUAGACAAUUACUUAACCUUCAUUGCGGAGAGGGAUUAG